CGUAACUGCCGGUGAAAACAAAAGAAAAACAUUACGAAUUGCACAAAUUCUAUCAAUGAUUACAAAAAUAAAGUGUUUCCAGUGUUAAUUAAAGAAAACAUCAGAAUGUCCAAGUUUUUCAUGAGAUUGGCACCACGAGCCACCGGAGACAUGUUUGGGAGUGCCGGUGUAUUCGGUAGAUUAUCCAGUGUACCUCAACAUGGACCACUCCCGUGCUUACAACGUUCCACACUGAGCAGGUUUCAGCAUACAACGCGGCAGUCCGACCCGAUGAAGGGCAAGGGUCCGAUAACGUGGAAGAGUUUUGCAUUUAUUGCCACCGCCGGAGUCGGUGUGCUCGGGUUUAUGUGGUACGUAAAGGACGAAAAAGAGCAGGCCCUCUUACGGGAAAGAAAACGACAGCUAGGAAAGGCGGCCAUCGGUGGCAAAUGGGAUUUGGUAGAUUCCGAGGGUAAUCCUCGUAAAUCAUCCGACUUUCUGGGCAAAUGGCUGCUGAUCUAUUUCGGGUUCACGCAUUGUCCGGACAUUUGCCCGGACGAGCUGGAAAAGAUGUCGGCGGUGGUGGACAACCUGGAGAAGGAGAAAGAUGCCGAUCCGGUGCAACCGAUUUUCAUCACCGUCGAUCCGCAGCGUGAUACCAAAGAGCUGGUGGGCAAAUAUGUGAAAGAAUUCUCGCCCAAGUUGCUCGGUCUGACCGGGUCCAUCGAGCAGGUGGCGCAGGUCUGUCGUGCAUUCCGUGUCUAUUUCAGUGCCGGUCCAAAGGAUGAGGAUAAUGACUACAUUGUGGACCAUACGAUCAUUAUGUACUUGGUUGACCCGAACGGCGAAUUUGUUGAUUACUACGGACAGAAUCGGGAUAAGGAGUCGAUCAAAAAUUCCAUUCUGAUAAAUAUGGCAAAGUUUAAACAGAUGAACAAAUCGUCAUGGUGGUAGAUUAGUUCGAGAGUUAAUUGUAAUGUUGAAAAUAAACCAAGAGAUUGGAUUUUGCGAGUAUU
Anopheles coustani is the source of this 995-nucleotide messenger RNA. It is a transcript of the gene Scox, whose product is annotated as protein SCO1 homolog, mitochondrial. The transcript is spliced from 2 exons. Bases 106 to 933 code for a protein of 275 amino acids. NCBI's taxonomy places the organism in Eukaryota, Metazoa, Arthropoda, Insecta, Diptera, Culicidae. Gene Ontology annotation, molecular function: copper chaperone activity; copper ion binding. Gene Ontology annotation, biological process: mitochondrial respiratory chain complex IV assembly; intracellular copper ion homeostasis. The record is from RefSeq and is a predicted model, not a curated record. Gene Ontology annotation, cellular component: mitochondrial inner membrane.